Messenger RNA from Histoplasma capsulatum G186AR, 420 nucleotides. Lineage: Eukaryota; Fungi; Ascomycota; Eurotiomycetes; Onygenales; Ajellomycetaceae. The record is from the annotation of a RefSeq genome assembly.
AUGACAACAAUAACUUUUUUUCUAGUUUUUAUACCUAUACUUGCUCUUAUAUUAUUAAUUGUUAAUUUAUUAUUUUCACCUCAUAAUUCUUAUUUAGAAAAAGAUAGUGCUUUUGAAUGUGGAUUUCAUUCUUUUUUAGGGCAAAACAGAACACAAUUUAGUAUUUCUUUUUUUAUUUUUGCUUUAUUAUUUCUUUUAUUUGAUUUAGAAAUUUUAUUAGUAUAUCCAUAUAUAGUUAGUGCUUAUUUUAAUGGGUUAUAUGGUUUAAUAAUUAUGCUUAUUUUCUUUAUUGUUUUAACUUUAGGUUUUGCUUUCGAAUUAGGUAAAAAUGCAUUAAAAAUUGAAAGUAAACAAAUUAAUAGUCUGACACAAGAUUGAAAAACUAAAAAAACAGAAGAUUUACUUAAUUAUAUUAAGUAA